Molecule: messenger RNA, 2159 nt
Organism: Micromonas pusilla CCMP1545
Lineage: Eukaryota; Viridiplantae; Chlorophyta; Mamiellophyceae; Mamiellales; Mamiellaceae
Exons: 1
Coding region: 154-2118 (654 amino acids)
Biological process (GO): intraciliary transport
Cellular component (GO): axonemal microtubule; intraciliary transport particle B
Molecular function (GO): intraciliary transport particle B binding; protein binding
Source: RefSeq, a predicted model, not a curated record
CGAAGGUACACGUGUAGCACAACGCUGUACGAAGGUAGGCCCGAGCGUCAUAAGCAGUUGCUCCUCGACGAUGAUUUGAUUGCACCUGCGGCGCGAUAUCACACACAUUGUCUAGUGCCUCUUGUAACCACCGCCAUCAGGCUCGCAAAAAAAAUGUCCGAGGGCGGUGCAACUGCGGCCAUAUACGGCCUGAUCCGAGACGGCCAACACGAGGUGUGCAUCCCUGUCCUUGAGGCACAACUCUCGAUAGCUCGGAAAUCCCGCCCUGCGCUCUCGCUGCUCGGAUACUGUUACUAUCAUGCCGGCUACUACGACGACGCGGCGACCGUGUACGAGUCCCUUUCGCGUUUACACCCCGAGCAGCCAGCGUACAAAACAUACCAUGUGCAGUCUCUUUUCAAGAAGUCAGCCUACACUGAAGCCACAAAGUUAGCCAACGAGAUCGACGACCCAAAACAGGUUGCUCGUGUGGCAAACCUGAAAGCCGCUAUCGCGUUUGAUGGGGACGACACGGAGACUUGUAGAGCGGAGCUCGAACAGCACACGGAAGUUGAACCCAGCGCUGUGAUAAACCUUGGGUGUUGUCUUUUGAAAGAGGCGCGCCCUGAGGAGGCUAGGCUCGUGUUCACGGAUGCUAUGCACCGGCUUGGUUACCAUGCUGAGUUAGCGUAUAACAUCGCUCUUUGUUACUACCGCUCAAAACAGUUCGGACCGGCGCUGAAGCAUCUUGCGGAAAUAAUUGAACGAGGCGCGCGAGAACAUCCAGAGCUUUUCUUAAGCAACAAAACGGAACGUGGCGUUGACUGCAUGAACCUUGCGGAAGUUCGAAGUGUUGGCAACUCCACUGUGCUUAAGCAGACGGCUCUUAUCGAGGCAUUUAAUCUCAAGGCAGCAAUAGAGUACGCGAUGAAGAAUCCUAAAGGUUACCACGCGGCCCUGGCAGACAUGCCACCCCGGUCAGAAGAGGAGCUAGACCCAGUUACUUUGCACAACGUGGCGCUCAUGCUUGUGGAUGUGAAUCCUGUGGACAGUUUUCACAAGCUGAAUUUCUUAUUACUUUCACCGUCAUGUCCCCCCGAGACAUGCGGUAAUUUGCUGAUGCUGUAUUGUAAGCCAGAGCACGCUUUUUACGAUCUAGCAGCUGAUGUACUGGCUGCAAACAAACGUCUCGUUGAAAAGUACUUGCCCCGUGAUACAUAUGACUACGUCACUGCACUGAUCAUGUCACAUUUAUCUCCAGAAGAUGCGUACCUUCGCUUGGAUAUUUUGAACAAUAAGCACAUGGAAAGUCUGAGAAUGCUGACUCGGACUAUUCAUGGAGCGAGAGCAGCUCGUGAUGCUGAGGCAGUCAAACAAGCACUGCUUGCUUACGAUGACGCACUGGAGUUGUAUGUACCCAUAUUGAUGUCCAAGGCUAAGAUUUAUUGGGAUAUUGAACACUACAACCAGGUCGAGCAGAUAUUCAAAGCUGCAGCAGAGCACUGCUCAGAGCACGAGGCCUGGCGCCUAAAUGUUGCACAUGUUUUUUUCAUGCAGUCACUGCAAACAGAUGAAAAAUACGCUGAGGCAAUAGCGUAUUAUGAACCCAUCGUAAGACAACAUGAACCCAAUCUGCUAGAGUGUACAGCCAUCGUUCUAGCCAACUUGUGUGUUGCGUACAUCAUGACGAGUCAGAACGAACAGGCAGAGGAGCUUAUGCGAAGAAUCGAACAAGACGAGUUCGAUUCAGAAAUUGUCAAACUUGAAGCAAGGAAUUUUCAUCUGUGCAUUGUGAACCUAGUUAUUGGAACGUUAUACUGUACCAAGGGGAACUAUGCAUUUGGAAUCAGCCGCGUAAUGAAAUCACUGGAACCGUUCCCCAAGAGACUAGAUUCAGACACCUGGUUCUAUGCGAAAAGGUGCUUUCUGAGCCUCAUUGAUCAAAUGACAAAGAGAAUACUGUCGGUGGGGGAUGAGACACUGGAAGAGAUCAACUUAUUUUUGGAUAGUGUAGAGCGGCAUGGAAAGCAUGUUCUAGCGUUCUUCAAGCAGCCGAGUUUCGAUGAUGUGAACGGACAGACAGUUUCAAAUGAGGCACGCGUGCUGAAGACCGCGUUUCUAAAGCUUCGGGGUUUGUGAUGAAGUUUUGAGCAUCUUAAUUAUACAGUUGUAUAAAGCGC